AUGAGUUUUCAACGGGAGCAAGGUACACACUCACCUCGACUGGAGGCUGUGAUUCAGAAGUUGGAGGAAUCCCUCCAUCUCUCUGAUGGCAGCUCAGGAGAGAGGACUCUGGCACUUCUAGGUGAUGGACAGGAGUCCAGUGUCACUCCUAUGCCUGUCGGCACCCGUAUCCGCCAGAUCAUCACCCGCAACCUGGCUGAGCAGCCACCUGGUGAGAGCUCUGAGGUCAGUGAGCUGGAGGAGAGCAGGGCCGUGAGGGAGCAGCUGUCUCCGAGCCAGAUGGACCGUGACCAGCCGCUAGUCAAACAGGCCAGUCUCACAGACAGGCUCAAUCAGAUGGUGAUGCUGCAGGCAGCAGUGGACUCAGACCAGGAGAGUGUCUCACCAGGAUCCCUGCAGCUGCAGAUCAAGGAGAGAACUUACAAACAAAAACUGCAGUCUUACAAGGAGGCCCAGCAGAGACAAGCCCAACUUGUUCAGAAGCUGCAGACCAAGGUUCUUCAGUACAAGAAGAGAUGUGGGGAGCUAGAAGAACAAGUGCUGGAGAAGACUUCAGAGUCUGAGAAGAUGAGAUUGUUGCUGCAGGCCCACAGAGACUCAGCCCAGCGUCAGCAGCAGACAGAGCAGGAUCUCAACGUGGCUAUCCAGAAUAAGUCUGCCCAGCUGGAGGAGGAGCAGAAGAGGUGUGCCAGCCUCAGCCAAGUAAACUCUAUGCUGCGGGAACAACUGGAACAAGCGGGCACUGUCAACGAAGGGCUAACAGAGAGCUUGUGGAAGGCUCGUGAAGACGUUGAGUUGUUUGAUACCCGUCUGCGGAGAGAGCAAGAGACAUGUGCCUCCCGGUUGAGUCGUGAACAGACUCGUGUCAGAGCACUGUGGCGCCAGGCCUCCUCCCUGCGGAGCGCUUUCACCCAGCUAAGGACUUUCACUGACAGGACUCUGUCUGAUAUGCGCGGGGAGUGUGUAACUGCCAGUCGUCAACUGUAUGUUGCCUGCAUGAAUUUAGAGGCCAGAGUAACACAUGAGAGCACCUUUAGUGGUAUGGAGAUGUCAGCGCUGGAGGGACAGCUGAAGGACAAGCUGAAAGAGGCCAUGCAGCUUCAGGGUCGCUGGGAUGCAGAGAAAGUCGAACUUAACUCCAGAAUCCUGGAGCUGUCUGACAUGGUGAAGCACCUCCGGAGCCAGAACAGUGAGAAGGAUGCCAGCCUCAAGACCAUGCAGAUCAGUCUGGACAGGAUGGAGACAAGGAGAACAGAGGACAAAGCAGAGAUGGAGGUCCUCCACACAGAGAUCCAAGCCCUCCAAAAGAUUUUAUGUCAUGUUCACCAGUUGGUUGGCGGAGAAGGUGAUAGUAGUGGCUCUGAAAGUGUGUCUUCACCUCUCUAUGGCCGGUCUCCUCUGAGGAACACUACCCUGAUGGCCGUGCAGAGUGCUCUCUCAAAGCACCAGAAACAAACACAGGACUUGCAUGGGUGUCUGGAUGCUGCCCUGGAGCAAGUGGACACACUGCGUAAUCACCUGCGGGAGAGGGACAUUGAGAGGAGGGAACUGGAGCAGAAGAUCCAGGAAGUAGGGAGGGAAAGUCAGGAGGCCAAGAAAGCCUUAGAAGAAAGCCUCAGAGACAGCAACAGAUAUUGCCGCUCACUGGAGUUCAUCUCCAGUGAGAAGGGCAGUCUGGAGAAGCUGCUGUCAGAGCUGCAGCAGGAGGUAGACUCCCAGCGUGCUGAGCUGGAGGUACUGCGGGGCUCGUCACUGGAGCUCCAGAGACAGCGGGACAUCCUGAAGCAGCAGAGGGAGGAUCUGGAGAUGCAGCUGGCACGCCGGCGCACAGAGGCCCAAAGAGGUGAUAGGAGUCUGGAGGAGCUUGAAGAGAAGCACUCUUAUCUACGAAGGGAGCUUGUGACAGUGAAAGAAAAUCUGAGUCAAAUCACAUUGCAGAAGGAGGUAUUGGAGGAUGAUAAGGCCAGCCUCGCUCUGGCUCUUAGCAAGAUGGAGUCCCAGAGUGCUGCACAGCAGUUAGCCCUCACCAAACUGCAGAAUCAAGAGGCUGCCCUAAAAGACUCUCUGGCCAAAAUGGCUGCCCUCAGCGAAGGCUUAGCCAAAGACAAGGUGGAACUCAAUCGUAUUCUGCUACAGACAGAGGGUGAGAAGGCAGAGCUUGGUGAAUGUAGACGGGAAGCUGAAGUGGAACGGGCAGCAGCCAGGGAAGAGACAGCACGGGUGCAACAGGAGAUGAUGAAUCUGCUUGCUGAGAAACAAGCCCUGGAAAGCUCCCACAGGAACUUGCAGAAUCUCUGCCAGAAGCUAGAAGCAGAACUGAGCCUUUUGCAGAAGGAGAAUGCUCAGGCCCUGGAGCAGCACUCCCAGGUCAACAGGCAGAUGCAGACUGUGUCAGAGGCGCUGUGUGCAUGCAGGAAGGCGCUUGAGACACAGACUACCGCCCUAAAGAGAGCUACCCAUGACAGGGAGGAGUUGGCCAAGGACAAGGCUGCUCUGGAUGUCAAGCUAAACUCUGCUGACCGAAAGUCCUGUGGUCUCACGCAGGAGCUGGUUGCACUUAGAGCAGAGAAGGAGUCCCUGGAGACAGCUCUGUUUGAGAGCCAGCAGCUUGCCUCGUCUCUGGAGGCUGAGUACACCAGGAUGGAGGGGGAGAGGCACAACUUGCUCCUGGCUAACGAGGACUUGACGCGUGAUGCUGCUUGCAUGCGUGUAGAUGCUGAACACCAGUUUGCACAAGCUGUGCAAGAGCGGAGUAGGUUGGAGGAAAAGCUGGCUCGGGUGGAGAGAAAUGCCCUGCUGACCCUGAACAACAAAGAGCAAAUUCACAGAGAGCAGCUAGAAGCUGAACGCCAGCAAAAGGAGCAGCAGUGUGCGGAGCUGACGGUUCAGCGGGAGCAGGCUGAGGAGCAGCUGCGUAGGCAGUGUGAGGAGCUGCGUGUGCACAGCCAGCAGGAGCUACAGCAGGUGCAAGAGGAACUGGCCAGGCUGCAGCAGGACUUCAGCCAAACCCUCCUGCAGGCUGAGAGUGAAAAGCAGCAGGCUUUGUCUGAGAAGGAGGCAGAGAAGGCUGCGCUCACGGAGAAGCUAACGGUCCUGCAGCAGGACUUGGCCUCAGCAGACAUGGAGCUGGAGCGCGUGCAGAGGGAGGCACUUAGCAGACAGGAGCAGGAUAAGAAUGCAAUGGCUGUCCUUCUGUCUGAGCUGCAAGACUUACGGUCUCAGUUUGAAGAGUCUUUGAAUUCCCAUGAGAAUACUAAGAAGAGUCUAACGGAGCAAGUCGGAGAGUUGAACCAGCAGAGAGAAAAUGCACAGCAGGAGUUAGAAGGCCUUCGUUGGCAGCUGCAGGACGCUGAGGAUGGACUUAUUAAGGGGCAGAAGGAGUUGAUUGAGGCCCACAGAGACCUCCAGGAGUGUGCACAGGAGCGGGACAAGCAACGAAAAGAGGCCCUGGACCUGAGAAGACUCUUGGGUGAUGAGACUAGAGAGAAAGAAGCCAUCCAGGCCUCUAACCAGGAGCUCAGAACUUUGGUCAAGAGAGCAGAGAGUGAUAACAGCAGCUUGAGACGAGUGGUGGAGGAGAGGGAGCAGAAAGUGGCCGUCUUAGAGGAAUGUAGGAGCUCAGUGGACCAAGAGACAACCACUUUACGGAGCAGUAUGAGAGAGCUGGAGAAGUGUCGCCUGCAGGCACGCAGAGAGUUGCAGGAGCUACGCAGACAGGUAAAGAUCCUUGAGGGAGAGAACAGCCGGCAGAAACAGGAGCUGCGAGAGCUGCAGGCUCAGGUAUGUCAGGAGGAGCAGAAGGAGGAGGAGGCUCGUCGCGAGGCUUUUACUCUCAAGCAGAGAGUGCUGGAGUGUGAGGCUGGCAGAGAAGCAGCGCUGAAUGAGGUUGCAGGUCUGCAGCGUCGUUUGGUGGAAAUGGAGACAGUGGAGGAGCAGAGUCGCGAGCUGCUGCAGGAAAGAGUGGUUUAUCAGCAGCAGAGCGACCAGCAGCAUAGAGAAACCUCUGCCCAGCUAGAGGAAGCACUACAGGACACCAAGGUCCAGGUCAAAGAACUCUCUGUGCAGGUUGGCCUGGCUCAAAAUAAGGUUCAGGGCCUGGAAGAGCAGCUGGGCUUGGGUGAUGCCAAACGUAAAGACCUGGAGCUCAAGCUGGCAGGGUUGUAUUCAGCUUUGCGCCGCACUGUUGGCAUCAGCCAUACAAGGCUUUCAAGCAUAUCUGGGUCACAAAGACGGUCUCCUUCUCCUUGGAGAAGCCACCUGCAUGUAAGAGGAGGAGAGAGUGUGACAGACGGAUCUGUGUUGUCCUUGUCUCGUGGCGAAGAUGAAGAGCUAGACGUAGACACAGUACACACAGCCCUACAGGAAUUCCAGCAGGAACUCAGGGAUGCACAAAGAGAAAGGGAUGAAGCCAAGGCUCAGAUAGUCAGUCUAAUUCAGCAGGUGACAGAGCUCAGAGGCAGCCAGGAUAAGUCAGCCACCCAGCUGCUACAACUUCAGAAGUCCUUGAAGCAAUCGGAGCAGGGAAAAAGAGAGAUGGCAGAACGAUUGCACGAGGUGCAUACAUCCCUUUCCCUGCAGGAGGAAGUAGCAUGUCGUAGAGAGAGGGAGAAGAAAAGCGUUGAGGAGGAGGUAGCUCAACUCAGGACUAGUCUGCAAGCUGCCGAGGCUGAGUCCAGGGCACUGCAAGACAAGUUGGAGCUCUUGCAGGGGUUAGAAUCUCGUGCGAACGCAGAACAACGGAGGCUGAAGGAGUCUCUGGAAGCAGCAGAGCAUAGAGUUAGCCGUCUGGAGCUCUGUCAGCGCACACUUGAGGGUGAGCUACAGCGGGCCCAGCUCAGAGCAGCAGAGCUGGAUGCAGAGACAGGUGCGCUGAAAGAGAGACUGACAGAGCUGAGGAGAAAGCUGGGUGAGAGUGAGGACCGGUGUGCCGCACUGAGGAUCAGUGAGGAGAGGCUGACCACAUCACUGGCUCAAGCUGAGCAGCAUGAGAGCCAGCUGAGAGAGCAGAUCCACAAACUGUCAAACUCUCUCAGUGACAACAGGACCAGCAGUGGAGCCCUGCAGGAGCAGAUAACACAGCUGCAGAGGGCUCUGACUGCCAGUGAGCAGGACCGAAGGCUGCUGCAGGAGCGUCUGGAUAAAAUACGAGAUACCCUUUCAGAGAGUAAGAGGCUGAACCACGCGCUAGCAGAACGGACCCAAAACCUUGAAAGAGCCCAAGAGGAGUCAGAACUUAAAUAUUCUGAGCUGGAGAAACAUAACAGGACACUGAAGGAGAGCCUGAAGCAGCAGCAGAAGGCCGGACUGCAGGCCCAGGGGAGCUCCCAGCAGCUGCAGAGAGAGAAGGAAGAACUCCAAAACAAGGUCACCGAUCUACAGAGCUCUUUGCAGAAGCUACACAGUGAGAGAGCAGAGAUGGAAAGGGUGUUGACACGCCUCGGUAAAGACAGGUCAGCACUCAGAAAGACGCUGGAGAAGGUGGAGAUGGAGAGGCUGAGGAGGGAGGAGGAGGCAGUGUCCGCAGCCAGAGAGAAGGAGCAGUUUGGGCAGACAGUCCGCAGCCUGGAGCAGGAGCUAUCUGAAAAGUUGGUUGAGAUGCAGACUCUGCAGGCCCAAAUCUCCCAGUUGGAGCACUCUCAUGCACAGCGCCUCCUGGAGGUGACAGCCCGCCAUUACCAGGAGCUGGACUUGGAGACAGAUCGUCUGAGAGACAGUCAGCUUGAAGCAGAACGGGCCUUGGAGACCAGGGAGAAGGCUCAUCGCCAGAGGGUCAAAUGCCUGGAGGAACAGGUGCUGACUCUCAAAGAGCAGCUAGAUCAGGAGACAAGAAGACGGCACGCCUGUUUUAAUCAGAUGCUACAGCCUGGUGUGUAGGCAGACACCCUGCAGUGAAGUAUGUAGCAACCUCUUCAUUCGCUGUUCCUCUGGCAGGUUCCCAAAAACGUUAAGUUACAAGCUACAUCCACAUUUGGAAGCGCACAACCCAAAUACAAUCCCAGGGCGUUUACUCCCACCCAUGCACAUGUGCACACCGGAUUACAUUAAUCUGCAUGAAAACUCAACAACAACAAACAAUGAGUGGUUUGUUUAUAAGUGGACUGGAUGUGCCAAAUUGUUUUAAGGAUUUCCUCUGGCUUGCUACAGUUGGUGUUUCUAAGUCUGUUUAUGCUGUGUCAUUUUUUUUAGGAAACAAUAUGACGAAAGGUUUCCCUUGUCGGUGCUUUAUUCUUCAAUCAUAAUUGUCGUAUAUCAUGUACCAAUUUUAUAUGUCACAGUCAGUGCUUGUGUAUCCUAAUGAGAAUAUAUAUUCAAAUAUUUACAAUAAAUGUUUGCAGAUUUCAAUUGAUUUUCCUGGUGCUGUGCUUAUUAGUGUCAUAAAGAUUCUAUAGUGUAACUCAUUUGCUUUAUUAUGGAUUGUAUUUCACUUAAUCAAUGUGUGGAAAAGUUGC
This is a messenger RNA of Xiphias gladius (swordfish), 6449 nucleotides long. RefSeq names its product ciliary rootlet coiled-coil, rootletin family member 2 (gene crocc2). The coding region runs from base 1 to 5874 and encodes 1957 amino acids. The transcript is spliced from 36 exons. The record is from RefSeq and is a predicted model, not a curated record. Lineage: Eukaryota; Metazoa; Chordata; Actinopteri; Istiophoriformes; Xiphiidae.